GCCCCUGAAUAAAAUGACAUUUCUGUAUAAGGCCUUAAUUACUUACUAUUGACAUUUUUUAAUAUAACCAAAAUUGCAAAAUUUAUUUUGAUUUUAUCAAAUGUGAAUUCCAAUUUGUAACAGAUCAAGGUAUUGAUCAAAUGUGCUGAUACUUUACUGGCGGAUUGGAUUAAAAGGAACUAAUAAAAUUAAGAUGGUUGUUCGACGUAAAGUAUUACCCUACAUCGCACAUACAAUUUGGGAUGGAAUUCGUCAAAUUACUCAUCAACGAAAACUUGCUAAUGUUACAAGAUUAUUGAAGUUGUUACAAAAAGAGCGGCCUGAAUUAACUACGACUCAAGCUGAGCAAUAUAUCACAGAUUGUAUUGAUGAAGGCGUUAUAGUACCAGCUCCGAAAGGGCUUGGACCACAAAGCUACGUACUACCACUCCCGUCAGAUGUUAAAGACUCAGAGGAUACACAUGAUUGGUACUGUAUUGAAUGCCACUGGCCAGGAGAUGUAGAAAUGUGUGAAACUUGUCACCGAGUGUUUCAUUUAGAUUGUAAAACUAGAUCAAGUGAUAAAAAGACUGAAACCACAUUAAACAAAUCGAGAACAAGCCAAUCACGAAAAUCUCUCGAAAUACCAGAUUUAAAUUAUUCUAAUUCCAGUUCAAAAUUGGAUAAUAGUCAAUCUGUAAAAGAAUUGGAUCCACUGGCUGAUCAAAGUCAAGACUCGAUUUCUCAACAAACUAUAGAAUCAACUAGUAUACCAAAUUUAAAAAUUAAUGGAGGCGAAUCAAAUGGUGACAUAGAUACAAACUUACAAAAUAAAGAAGAAAAAAUAUGUUCAAUUUGUAAAUUAAUAAAUACAGAUGAUUUUGAAAUAGAUCCAGAAGAAUUAAAUUAUUUAACGGGAUUUAUCUUCUCAAGAAUAAAAUCAUGGCUACCAGCUAAAUUAACAGAGAGUAUUGGUACACAAGAACUUGAACCUUGGGUUGUCCAAAGUGAUGCAGAAUGGAAAGGACGCUAUUUAUUACACAAAACAAUUGAUAUGCAUGCGAUGGAACUAAAAGCUCGCACAAAAAGUUAUAAAAAAUUAAAUGAAAUUCAUGCUGAUAUUUUAUCUAUUAAACAUAAUGUUGCUGUUUACCAUGGAAGACAUUCAACAGAAGUUCAAGCUGUUGAUUAUAUGUUAAUGGAUGCUUGCCAUGAUAUUGAUGAAAUUCGUCAGUGCGUUGAUUGCUACCAUAAUAGUAAUGAAAAGAAAAAUCGUCGAUGGUUUUGUAUACCGUGCAAACCACCACAUGAACUAGUAUGGGCAAAACAAAAAGGUUUCAGUUAUUGGCCAGCAAAAGUAAUUAAACGAAAAGAACGUCAAUAUGAUGUGCGAUUUUUUGGAGCUAAAUAUUUAAGGGCUGUGAUAGAUCAAAAUUACGUUAAACCAAUAAAUGUACCAUUGAUGAACUUAAAGAUUAAAAGAUCUCCUGCGUUUAAUAAAGCUUAUGAAGAACUUCAAUUACAUCAAGAAUGGCUAAAAAAACCUUUUGAAAUGUCAAAAUAUUUUUCGUUAAAGUCACCUAAGGGUGAAAAAAGUAAAAGUGUAAGAAAUUCAAUUGAAGCACCUUCAAAAGCAUCUACUAUUACAAGUAAACGAUCUUCAAACAGUAAUGAAAGCGUUAGCAAAAAACGAAAAUCAACAUCUUCACCAACUACGUCUAUAGACAACACUCCUGCUCGAGAAUUACGAUCAAGGACCUCAUUACAAAAGACAGAUGGAACAAGUAAUUCAAUUGUUAUUUCAGAUGCUGAAGAUGAUGAAACUAUUCAAAGCCAAGAUGAUCUUAUAAGUUCUACGCAAGAUAUUCGUUGUCAAAUAAAUAAUAAGUUAGAUCCAUUAAGUGACGGUAAUGGGUCAUCUCCAGAUAAUCCACCAAGACUUUCUGAUAAUAAAAAUAUUGAGGCAGCUGAAAAACUAAGAAGUCAACUAGAAGCUUGUGAAGAUAGACAAAAAAUUAUACAGCUAGCUUGUGAUACAGUCCAAGAACAGGUUGAUCGAUUUACAGAAAAAAUUCGUAGUAUUGUUGCAUCACAAGCAGCAGUUAUUUCUAAUAUUAAAAAAAAACAAUGGUGUUAUAAUUGCGAACAAGAAGCGAUUUAUCAUUGUUGUUGGAAUACAUCAUAUUGUUCAACAGAAUGUCAACAAAUGCAUUGGCAUACUGAACAUAAACGAAACUGUAGACGUAAACGACCAUAAAAGAAGUAUCACCAAAAAUAAAAUGUAUGAUAAACGG
Chrysoperla carnea is the source of this 2273-nucleotide messenger RNA. RefSeq names its product zinc finger MYND domain-containing protein 11. The coding region runs from base 194 to 2236 and encodes 680 amino acids. The transcript is spliced from 13 exons. Gene Ontology annotation, molecular function: protein binding; transcription corepressor activity. The record is from RefSeq and is a predicted model, not a curated record. Gene Ontology annotation, biological process: regulation of transcription elongation by RNA polymerase II. NCBI's taxonomy places the organism in Eukaryota, Metazoa, Arthropoda, Insecta, Neuroptera, Chrysopidae.